This is a messenger RNA of Numida meleagris (helmeted guineafowl), 7680 nucleotides long. It is a transcript of the gene ST6GALNAC5, whose product is annotated as ST6 N-acetylgalactosaminide alpha-2,6-sialyltransferase 5. NCBI's taxonomy places the organism in Eukaryota, Metazoa, Chordata, Aves, Galliformes, Numididae. Gene Ontology annotation, molecular function: alpha-N-acetylgalactosaminide alpha-2,6-sialyltransferase activity. The transcript is spliced from 5 exons. Bases 145 to 1194 code for a protein of 349 amino acids. The record is from RefSeq and is a predicted model, not a curated record. Gene Ontology annotation, biological process: ganglioside biosynthetic process; oligosaccharide metabolic process.
GAGGCGGAGGAGGAGGCGGAGGCGGGCGGGGCGGCCGAGGACCCGGCUCUGGCAGGAUCCGAGGGUCCGGCCGGCUGUAAUUCCCCCCUAAUCCCCUGCACGGCGGCGCUUCCCCGGCCGAGCCAUGGCUGCGGCUCCCCCGCCAUGCCGAGCCUAGCGGAGAGCGGGCGGAGCGGCGCCCGGGAGGCGCACAAAAUGAAGACCCUGAUGCGCCACGGGCUGGCCGUCUGCUUGGCGCUCACCACCAUGUGCACCAGCUUGUUGCUCAUGUACGGCGGCAUCGGAGGCGGCGGCGGGGGCCACGCGGAGCCUCGGCGGCGGCAGCAGCAGCAGCAGCAGGUGGCGGCGGUGCCCAGCCGCCCGCCGAUACGCGACCAGCACCGCCCGGCGCUCCCCGUCGGGGCCGGACUCCUGGAGGGCUACAUCAGCGUCCUGGAGCACAAGCCUUUAAAAAUGCACUGCAAGAGCUGCGCGUUGGUAACCAGUUCUGGACACCUUCUGGGAAGUAAACAAGGUGACAGAAUCGACGAGACGGAGUGCGUUAUACGAAUGAAUGAUGCACCUACCCGAGGUUAUGGGCAAGAUGUUGGGAACAAAACAAGCCUUCGAGUCAUUGCACACUCCAGUAUUCAGAGGAUUUUGCGAAAUCGCAACGAACUCUUAAAUAUGAGCCACGGUGCUGUGUUCAUCUUCUGGGGUCCUAGCAGCUACAUGAGGAGAGAUGGUAAAGGCUUGGUGUACAACAACCUGCAGCUGAUGAAUCAGAUACUGCCUCAAUUAAAAGCAUACAUGAUUUCUCGCCACAAGAUGCUUCAAUUUGAUGACCUUUUCAAACGGGAAACUGGGAAAGACAGGAAGAUAUCCAACACUUGGCUUAGCACGGGCUGGUUCACAAUGACAAUCGCAUUAGAGCUCUGUGACAGGAUAAAUGUUUAUGGCAUGGUGCCACCGGAUUUCUGCAGGGAUCCUAAUCAUCUUUCAGUACCUUAUCAUUAUUAUGAACCCUUGGGACCCGAUGAAUGCACAAUGUACAUCUCGCACGAGCGGGGACGGAAGGGCAGUCAUCAUCGUUUCAUCACAGAGAAACGAGUAUUUGAGAACUGGGCGCGGACAUUCAAUAUUCACUUCUUCCAACCAGACUGGAAACCAGAACCACUUACUGUAAAUAACCCCGAGAUUCAACCAGCGGUCUGAGGGACAAAUGCACAAGACUGCAACCACAAUCACCGACUGUAUCAGCCAUCAGGGUGUUGGAUCCUUCUGGGACGGCAAGGCGACUGACAACAAAAGGGUAACAGGAUUUGCAGCUGAUAACUGCAGCAAGUCAGGAAGUUAUGAUGAAGGAGUGUAUCGAGUGCUUUCUGUUGAACUGUGUGUUAAUCCAGUCUAUCGCCUUUUGGGCCAUCUGACUUCCUGUACGUGUGUGUGAUCUGUGAAAAGCAACUUGCUAUCAUUAACGGGAUGGUUAACUCAUUAUGGUUUUUUAAAGUAAAGUACAACAUCACUGAAUUUUCAUAGUGAAAACUUACGGUAUUUAUUUAAUGGAAGUUUUUAUGCAACCUAGGCCAGUAUUUUUCUAAUUCACAGUUCUGUGGUCGUUGAUCUUUCAUAAUCUUUCAAAUCCAGAAUUAAUAUUGCUGAUGGUUUGAAAGGCCUAGCUUUUUAUUUAUAAAAUUUGUUUGAAAAAAUAUGAUUCUAUAUAGCAUGUAAUUAAUAUUUGAUCUGGAAAUGUUGCAUUUCUUUUAAAAAUUCGGGGCUCCGUUCCAGCCUAAAGCCUUUAACAGCAAGAAUGGUCCCAUGUGCAGAUCUAGCUAACUUUACGUUCAGGCAUCUCAUGUUAAUAUGAAAACGGUAGUGAAAAUUCUGUUUGAUAUUAAUGUGAAUUUGCUGCUGUGCUAUCAAACUGCUCUAUUUUAAUCCAGAGGUGGGGGGAAGGAAGGCAGAGUUCAUCCCAAAGAAAUCAGUUUACAGCACCAUGUUCUCACUGAAGAAGAGACCAACUAAAGCUGGGGGGUUGUGUUUUGUUCUGCCUGUUGUGGUCCUGCAGGAGGCUGAAGGAGCAGCUUUCCUGAGGCAGCAAUCUGCAGACCAGGCACAGUUUGUAACAAUAGCUUGCAACAGCACAACCAAAUUUCUAAAACCAAGAAGCUGUGCUACCAUGUACCACAAGACCAACCCAAAAGAUGGUAACGUGGCACCUGUGUAAUCCAUGCCUUCCACUGUUCCAAGACCAGCACUGAUCUCAGAGAUCCCGGACUGCACUGAAGCUGGGAUGUGGAAAGAUUUCCAUGAAAUUGUCUCCCUGAGAACAGCAAAGUUACACCUGGCAGUUUCUGUGUGUCAUACGCAAGCCUGGCAAACACAAGGAGUGGACACUGCUAGUUCUGCAUGUGGAAGCUCACACUGUGUCUUACUGGGUUAUACUUGGCUUGUGAAUAAAGAAAAUUUCAUUUAUGCUAUUAUUUUUCCUUUUGCCUCACAAAUAUAAAAUCUCUACUCCUAUUAUUUUGAAAAAAUUACUCCACAAAACAUACUGACAAGAGGUGUCUCUCAUUGGACAAACACUAAAGCUAGAACAGAGAUACUACCUUGAAGCCUCUAAACCCAAUGAGCUCAACCUCAGAGGCAAUACAUAGAACUGGGAGCAAACUCAGUAUCAUUUAAACUCAGUUAUGACAUGUUAUGACUUUCUCUUUCCAAAAUGCCAUAGUAACAGCUGCAGCUGCCCAAUGCCCCAGUUCUCUAGGCACAACUGACAGUAAAGCACCUUGUUAGAGGUAGAACAGUGUUACCCCUGUAAUGCUGUGUAGACGUAAGAGAGCCACUCUCCUUGCUGCAGCACUCCCCACCACCACAAAGUAAGAAAGUACAACCUGUUUUUGCCUUAGAACUUUUGGUGCUCUUCCUGGUAUACAUCAUUCACCACACAAAAUUAAUGCAAAUCUCUGCUUCUGCCAAUUACUUGUAACCCAUCUCUCGCCAGCUCAUCUCUAACUCUCCCUCGUUCAGUGAUUAUGUUUUAUCCCUUCCACUUCAUUUCACAAAAUUCUACGAAGAACAGAAUGGGUUUUGAACUGAUAGUAAUUUGCACAUCCCUUUCAGCGUGUGUACUGGGGCAUGUAUCUAACAUGUAAUACCUGAAUUGAUGAACUCUGUCAAAUUGAUUUACACAUCAUUUCUAAUAUGACUGCAAGAGAUGGUGCAGAUCGGAGUAGGCGCUGUGAUGCCACUACCCUUCUGUUUUUAGUGAUUCAAUAAUAAAAAGAUCUUAUCAUAAAGUAAGCUUUUAGUUUUUCCAUUAACUGAGGGCUGCAGGAGAUACAUGCUAGAUGUUUAGAUUGUGAUGUUACUGUUAAAAAUACAUCCUUUAAAAUAGAUUACAGUGAUCUACUUACAGUAUUCAGCAGGACUUGUGGGACUGUGUUGUGCUCCACGUGCACGUCUCCUGCCCGAAAGACUGGGUAAUGCAAAAUAGAUCAGCUGAAGUAUUAAGAAUCUGAAGAAGAAACGUAGGAUAAACUGAUAUUAGAUCGUCUAACUUCCAACAGAGUAAAACUAAUGGUUGUAAAUAUUUCUUCUUCAGAUUUUGUAAAUAGUAACUAUCUGUGCAUUUCCAGUCUUUCUGAAAAACAAAACAAACCCCAAACUCAGUCUCAUCAACUUCCUGUGACGGUUCAGCAUUCACUGUAUUACAGAAAGCAUGAAGGUGUACUUUCUAAGUCACGCCUGCAUAUAUAAAACUUACUGUAAAAAGAAUUUGAUGAAGCCAAGAAGACAGCAUUUUUUUUUUUAAAAAAAAAGGACUGAUCACACAGAUUUAUAUGGGAUAUAAAUCCAGUCCAAAAUUUCUAAGUUAUGAGGGCAAAAAAAAAUUUUUUCAGUGCUGCAAUUUUAAUUUACAAAUUACUCAUGUAUUUUUGUAUAAAUCAAUAUAUUGAACUAUAGCAUAUCCUGCUACUUUCAGCUUGAAGUAAGGUUUUAUGGCCCAGUUAUAAAACAAACAAAUUUAUGAUAAAAAAAUGUUGUCAGGCCAAGGAUAAGUAGUACAACCAGAAGCUGCUGCCAUUCUCUACGCUGUCAUCUUACACUCGUCACUAUAAUUUGAUUGAUUCAUGAUCUUCAUUGUGCAUCAUCUUACAUAUUAAAAAUUGUUGCAAAACAGUGCUUAAGGACUUGAGCAAUUUUAAGAUCUGUGUUACUUUAGCUCUGAACUUCCAGCAUACCAAAGCCUUUUAUGCUGGGUUUCAUCUGAGCAGGUGUUUUUCAUCUUGAAGAACCAUAGCUGUUAUGCUAUACCAUGCAUAGCUGGAAUUGAGAUAGAUUGAUAAAGAAACUUAAGAAUGGAAAAAUAAUUGCCAUUGGUUUCUGGUACUUUGGCAACAAGAGUUGCCAGAUGCCCAGCUACCAGCAUCAUGCUACAAAAUAAAAGACAACCUUCCAUUCAGAGCUUUAAUGGGUGUCAAGGAGCGUCAAGUUUUCUGAAGCAAGUAGACAAGAUCCAGGUGAUGAGUCCACCUGGAGCUCCACAACUGGUUUUGCAAGGUUGCUCUUCAAAGGUUUGCAAAGAAACUGUGCUACUUCAGUAUAACGGAGACCUUCACCCAAGGAACCCAUCUGAACACAGGAAACAAAAGUUAAGAGAAUACAUCCUCAGAUUUCCCAGUGGGGUUAGGUUACAAGCAGAAUUCCACAGGAAAAUGUCACAAUAUAUUUUUGCUGCUUUUCUGAACUGUUCCCUUGACAUCUAUCGUAGGUCACUGCUAAACACAGUAUAUCAGCAUACAUUAUACAUACUCUAUCUAAAUUUAAAAAAAAAUAAGACAAAAAAGACGUUUCUGUAUAGAACGAACAUUAACUCUUAUACUAAAGCCCAGUUACAGUCUUGGCAUGCUCACAAUGUGCCGAUGCAAACCAGUGGCACAUGCCAGGCAGCCAUAACCUCUAACAGUAACUGCAUUUUCAUUUUACUGAAAGCAGUGUCAAAGCAUCUAGCUCAGAUAGAGAGCAAGACCAGACCCUAUUUAACAGUCAAGGAAAACUAUCUUCGUCAUUUCUCAUUUCUAAGAGCAGAUUUAUCUUCUUUAGAAGAUGCACAGUGAUAUAUUUAAGUCUGCCAGCUUCUUUACACAACCAAGACAGACAACCAUUAAGAUAACAUCAAUAGCCUUUAGGACACGAGAUACUUCCUAAGGUAUAGAGAAGAUAAAGGGAAUAAUGCAUAUUUAGCAGGGUAUAAGGUGUUAGGAAUUCGCUGACUUUGCUUUGGCCAUCAAGUCAAGCUAGAGCCUAUUAGUUGCAAUCCAAACACACAACAUGAUCCAAGUCAUGAUGUGAGUCUUAAGGGAAGAGCUUAGGCUUCUGUGAGGAUGUUUCCCUCAUUCCAUCUCUGCUCUAAUCAAGCUGCGCACAAUGCCAAAACCAGAAGAUGUUACCAGUAUUCAGUGCGUUGUUCAUUCAUGUAGGACAAAACUGGAACCAUUUCCCACUGCUGGUUUUUUUUUUCUUGUCUAGAGACGUAUAGCUGUAUUUAAAGGAGUAUAUGAAACACUAAAAGGCUUCCCCUGGUCACUUCAUUGCAAAUCCUAUUGCAGGCAAGAAGUAGCAAUAUAGAAAUAAGCAAUAAAAGGAAGUGCAGAAGAGCUUCCAUACAAGCAAAAAUUGUAAAGAUGGGGACAAGUGUGAAGGAGGUUAUGUAGAAGAGCUCUACAAAAUACUAAUGUGCACUGUCACAAUACACUGAUUUCUUCUCAUCACUACUCUUGCAUUAAAAAGACCAUGGGAACCUAAAAUCAUUACAACUUGAGCCACAGUAUUUUGAACUACACACUUAAUCUGGACAGGCAAACCAGCACAAAAAUAGCACGGAACUAACAGAAAGCAAACAGCAAUAGCUAAUGCUUAGUGGUGUUCUUCAUUGGUAAAUAUCAAAGUAUUUGACAUUGGUAAAUAUCAAAGCAUUUGACAAAGGAAAUAAGUACUGUUAUACUAGAACCAAAGCUAAAGAAAGCACAGGGUCUAAACCUUAAAUGCCCACUACAUGCAAAACCAGUGGCCCAAAUAAACAUGUAAUAUAUGACAGCAUUAUUCCAGCAUUUCCUUUUACAGGCAAGGAAAGAAAUACAUUUCCUAGUUCAAAUUAGUCAACUUUGAUGUAGGAACAAGUGUGACAUGCCACAAACCUUGUCAACAAAAUAGAUCCCAGCAGCCUGCUCUCAACAGAGCAGUGUCACCAAAGAAAUGAAUCAGCGAGCAGUGUGAAAAAAAUCUUAGCAAAAGAAAGAGCAUCUAUGCUAGAGCUUUGCCAGCAUUGCUCUUACUCUGCAGAGACAGCCUGUUUCUGGUAGUGCUUAUUUUGUUGAAGGGACUCCUACAAACAAUGCUACCAAAAUAACUUGCGUUGAUACAAUCCACGCCUCUAGGAAGCCUCUUGGCCAGAGCAGCAAAAAUGACAUGCCUGUACUGACAAGGCUUCAGUGCGCUGUGUGUAUAUACAAAAUAAACAACAAAAAAAUCUAAAAUUUGCAUGGCGAGGAAAACACAGCAGAACCAAACCUUAUGAGCUGUACAAGUUCAUAAACUUUGCACUGAAACUUUAAACGCCAUCAAUUUAAUCAUCAAAUAAGGCAGAAAUCCUCAUUAAGGAAAAAAAGUCACUUAUUUAAAAUAACUUGCAAGUGAAACCAGUGCUAUGAAAUGCUGAUUUCAGAGCACAUUACACAGCAUAUUCAAGUUCUCAUCAUAAAACCCCAACACUUUCAAGAUGUGUUUCCCUACAGCAUGUUAUUUUUAGAGGUUAAUGAAAGAGAUAAAGCAGAGAUAAUAGUGGAGUACACACAGCAGAAGAUACCCUCCAAAAGAAACAUCUCUCCUUAUUAUUUUUUCUUUUAAAAUAAAAAAUGCUUUUCAACACUCAAAAAAUAUAAAAACUCUAUUAUGCUCAUUAUUGUAAAGAAGUGUUGAAGUUACGGUUGACGAGACACUUUCAUUAUGCACACUAUUUUCUGUAGUUCAUAACUUUAUGGUUCUAUUAGUCUCUUGGGUGAGAUAUUUUAUGCUUGUCUUCAGUCCAAAGGUGAAUUCAUCCAGAAGGCAUAAUUCUACCAGGUCACGAAGAGCUCUCUGACAGACAGAGCUGGAAAGACCUAUACACAGGUAGACUGAGUUUUCUGAUGCUCCCAGGCUUUGUCCCUAAAUUUUCCCAUAUACAACAUCUUCCUGUCAUCAUCACCAUGCAGAUCUUCUCCACUCAUGAUAAAUUCAUAGUUGAAUCUGGUCCUUGCUUUUUCACACACCACUGGGUUAGUACUACCUACAAAUCCGUACAUGCUAAAGCAGGGCUCAUGCCCUUCUGAAGGGCAUUAGGCCAUGAGAUCCAUUCACUUCCAGUUCGUGUUUCCAGGAGGUAGUACCAGAGAAUGGAAAUCCCUGACUGCUGAAUGGAGGGAGAGAAAUGGAUUCCAUUUGCAGACACUCAUUUGCUUUCCUAUAAUCAAUAAUGGAGGCCAACUUUCAGUGAAGGUGGAGGGACAGGCCACUCCCUGAAAGAGCUAUACUCUAUAUACUGUAUACUAUACUACUGUAAAAAUACUUCUGAUGACUCUGUGACCUUUGUUUAUGGUAGGAAGACAGCAUUUCAUGGUGGUAUUCAGACUAAAAAUAAAAAUGUUUGGCUGGCUGAGA